CAAAAACAAAAAAAACAUAUAUUAUUAUUGUUAUUAUUGAAGAACAAUAAUAAUGGAGGGUCAUCAUCAACAUCAUCAACAACCACAACAACAUCUUCUUCAACAAAUUCUUCUACCCCAUCAUCAACAACAAAAUAUGAUAAUAAACGUGGAUGGUGGUGGAGGAAUUAGUGACAGGUUUCCACAGUGGAGCAUACAAGAGACAAAAGAGUUUCUAAUGAUACGUGCGGAGCUUGAUCAAACUUUCAUGGAGACAAAGAGGAACAAGCAAUUGUGGCAAGUCAUAUCCAAUAAUAUGAAGGAAAAGGGUUACCACAGAAGUGCAGAACAGUGCAAGUGCAAAUGGAAAAACCUUGUUACCCGCUAUAAGGGAUGUGAAACAAUGGAGCCAGAAGCAAUGAGACAACAAUUCCCAUUCUACAAUGAAAUUCAAGCAAUUUUCACAUCAAGAAGCAUGCAAAGAAUGCUUUGGGGUGAAGGUGAAGGAACUUCAAAGAAGAACAAACCCAUGCAAUUCUCAUCCGAAGAAGAAGAAGAAGAAGACAACGAUGAAGAGAGUGAAGAACAUCAAAAGGGUAGUACUAGAAUGAGAAGAAAAAAGAAGAAAGCAAAGAUAAGUAGUGGGAACAAUAAGAAUAGUGGUGAUUUUCUGAAUAAUUUGAAGGAGAUUCUUGAGGAGUUCAUGAGGCAACAGAUGCAAAUGGAGGCGCAAUGGAUGGAGGCGUUCGAGUCGAGGGAGAAGGAGAGGAGGAUGAAGGAGAUGGAGUGGAGGCAAACAAUGGAGGCUUUGGAGAAUGAGAGGAUAAUGAUGGAUCAAAGAUGGAGAGAGAGGGAAGAACAAUGGAGGGUUAGGGAAGAAGUUAGGGCUCAAAAUAGAGAUGAACUAAUCACAACCCUCUUACACAAACUACAACAACAAAGUGAAGAUGAUUUUUAGUAAUCUUGUCUUGUUUUGCUUCUUGUUAUGUCUUCAAUUCUCAAAGGAAAGCUUAAUUUUGGAGGUUUGUAGAAAG
Messenger RNA from Arachis duranensis, 1013 nucleotides. RefSeq names its product trihelix transcription factor GT-3b. The record is from RefSeq and is a predicted model, not a curated record. The transcript is spliced from 2 exons. Lineage: Eukaryota; Viridiplantae; Streptophyta; Magnoliopsida; Fabales; Fabaceae. The coding region runs from base 53 to 937 and encodes 294 amino acids.